GAAAGUGAUGCUCCAUCAAGACGAUGUGAUGCAUCCUUUGCUGAUCCAAACUUAAAACCACCGUUAAUUGAAGAUAUAUCUUUUAGAAUAUGUCGUAUGUUAUCAAUUCUUCCAGGAAGCUACUGGGCUAUCUAUUUUAUCUUUAGAAAAACACAGAUAAGACGUAUACGACAUGUGCAUAUUGAAUGCUCAUGGGAAAUUUGGAUGACUAGUAUCUGGUUUAUAGUUUGUGCGUUUCUAUCUUAUAAAUUAACAAGUGGGUUAUUGUUGAGAUGGCGAAUAAAGUACUCAUAUCCAGCUAUAUUAAUCAGGUUAAUGUCACUAAAUUUAAUGAAUAUGUGUUUAAUUAGACUUUUUGUAUCAUCUUCGUCUAAUAAAAUUCAACAACUUUUAUCUACAAUUCUAGUUACAUGUAUUUUGGCAUGUAUUUAUGCCAUACAGAAUUAUAUAACAAGUGAUUUUUCGCAGUUUGGGAUAGUAAAGACGCCGAGACGACCGAACUUAAUAAAUAUUGCAAUAUAUGUAAUAGUACCUAUUGGUUUUGCUAGUUUUAUUACAAUGCUAUUUGCAUUAUUCCAUAUAGAAUAUACAUAA
Pneumocystis carinii B80 is the source of this 594-nucleotide messenger RNA. RefSeq lists its product as hypothetical. The transcript is spliced from 2 exons. NCBI's taxonomy places the organism in Eukaryota, Fungi, Ascomycota, Pneumocystomycetes, Pneumocystales, Pneumocystaceae. Gene Ontology annotation, biological process: cellular response to oxidative stress; protein N-linked glycosylation. The record is from RefSeq and is a predicted model, not a curated record. Gene Ontology annotation, cellular component: endoplasmic reticulum membrane. Bases 97 to 594 code for a protein of 165 amino acids.